CAGGUAGCAGGGCGGACCACAAGCCGGCAGGCGCUGUGCCGCUGAGCUAAAUCCCCAGUCUCUCGCUUACCUUUUCUGUGGAUUAUUUUCCUCUUCUGCUCGUUGGCAGUGUGUAACCGCGGCCGUUGGUAAGUGAUACGGAAUCGUUUGCUCUAUUAUCACUCUUUCCUAACCCCAUUCCCAAACUCAGUGUGGAAGGUGCAGAAGACCUAGUAGUGACCCGACUUGCGGUGCAGGUCAAGGGACAAGAAGGAGGUUUAGUCGGUUUAAAGUUUCACGGCGGAGGGAUUAACGGGGGUGCGAGAGGCAGGUGCAGAGGGUGGAGCCUUCUGGAUGCCCGGGGAGAGGGGGAGGAUGGCGGCCCUGUAUAGGCUGCUCGAGUGUCUCCUCUGGCCGCCUCGCAAGGAAGAACAGGCCGAGGAGGAGGAGGAGGCGGGGCGUGGAGUCCCCGACGAGCCUCAGUCUCUCCUGGCUGCACCGCGAUGCACCCAGAGGCCACACGGGGGUGGCGCAGCCUCUGGGAGCCUGUGCUUCGGAGCCAGCGCCGCGCAGGGCUGGCGCGCGCGCAUGGAGGACGCGCACUGCGCUUGGCUCGCGUUACCCGGGCUGCCCCCGGGCUGGGCUUUCUUCGCCGUCCUCGAUGGCCACGGUGGGGCGCGAGCCGCCCACUUCGGCGCGCGCUAUCUGCCUGGCCACGUGCUCGAGGAGCUGGGCCCGGCGCCCUGCGAGCCCGAGGGCGUGCGUGGAGCGCUGCGCCGAGCCUUCCUGAACGCCGACGAGCGCCUGCGCGCGCUCUGGCCCCGUGGCGAACCCGGUGGCUCCACCGCGGUGGCGUUGCUGGUCUCCCCGAGCUUUCUGUAUCUGGCUCACUGCGGUGACUCCCGUGCGGUGCUGAGUCGCGCUGGAGCUGUGGCCUUCAGCACCGAGGACCACCGGCCUCUCCGGCGGCGGGAACGCGAGCGCAUCUACGACGCGGGCGGCACCAUCCGUCGCCGGCGCGUCGAAGGCUCUCUGGCCGUGUCGCGAGCUCUGGGCGACUUUGCCUACAAGCAGGCUCCAGGGAGGCCCCCUGAGCUGCAGCUGAUUUCCGCGGAGCCUGAGGUGGCUGCGCUAGCUCGCCAGGGUGAGGACGAGUUCAUCCUCCUGGCCUCUGACGGCGUGUGGGACGCGAUGUCUGCAGCUUCCCUGGCGGGACUGGUGGCAUCGCGCCUUCGUCUAGGCCUGGCCCCGGAGCUUCUCUGCGCACAGCUGUUGGACACGUGUCUGUGCAAGGUCCUGGGGCGGGGUGUAGGGUAGCUGAAGCUUGGAGCGGUAGAAAGGAAGGAUUCGUUUGUUUAGGGGGGGAAGGGCUGUGACAGAAAGGCAAGAGGGUGAGGCUCGACCCAGAGGCGUGGCUUUUAGGACUGGGCGGGGCAGAAUGUAGUGAGGGCGGAGCCUAGGGGAUGUUGACGACCAGAUGGGAAAAACGGUGCUACAUAGGCAGGUGGGAGGGAUUUAAGGGAAGGGGCGUGGUUUUGACAUGGGGGCGGUGUUACCACCUAGAGGCUGAGCUGAGGUAGUUAGGAGAGCCAGAAGACGUAAGAACAGCUAGCCCACAGAGUAGACAGGCCAGAUAAAAUGAGUAAUUCUGUUAACAAGGCAGGCCUACAAGAGGGAGAGGGUGUGGCUGAACAGAUUGCUGCAGGUGGGAGAGAGCUUGGUUUGUUUAUUUAUUGUCCAUACUCAGGAUUGAACUAAGAGUCUUGUAAUGAACUACAUCCCCAACGGGUCACUUCCCUCCCCCUUUUGCUGUUUUUAUUUUGGGCCAGGAUGUUCUUAAAUCGCUCAGUUGCGCAGGCUGGCUUCGAGCUUGCCGUCCUCCUGGAGCGCUGGUUUACAGACACGCGCCACCACAGCUGGCUGAUGGCUUGGUUCAGACUGGCAGAUGGGCAAGACUUGAGAGAGAUGGGCACAACCAGACUGCUGAGGGGACUUGGACAGCAGGGUUGUUGGGAAACUAUCCUCCCCAGGGCAUGGAACCCUAUGCUGGAGUCCCCACCCUCUCCCACCAGGCUCCCCUUUUUCCACUUUAUCCAGGGUAGCCUGGACAACAUGACCUGCAUUGUGGUCUGCUUCCCAGGGGCCCCCAGGCCCUGUGAGGAGGCUAUCAGGAGGGAGCUAGCGCUGGAUGCAGCCCUGGGCCGCAGAAUUGCUGUGCUGUGUGCCUCUGCUCAGGAGCCCCUCAGCCUAAACACAGUCUUCAAGACUCUGGCCUCUGAAGACAUUCCAGAUUUACCUCCUGGGGGAGGCCUGCACUACAGUGGGGGACUUGGGGGAGGAGGGGCAGGAGGAAGGUGUCCUCCUGAGGG
This is a messenger RNA of Chinchilla lanigera (long-tailed chinchilla), 2348 nucleotides long. It is a transcript of the gene Ppm1n, whose product is annotated as protein phosphatase, Mg2+/Mn2+ dependent, 1N (putative). The coding region runs from base 334 to 1296 and encodes 320 amino acids. The record is from RefSeq and is a predicted model, not a curated record. NCBI's taxonomy places the organism in Eukaryota, Metazoa, Chordata, Mammalia, Rodentia, Chinchillidae. Gene Ontology annotation, biological process: protein dephosphorylation. Gene Ontology annotation, molecular function: magnesium ion binding; protein serine/threonine phosphatase activity; manganese ion binding. The transcript has 3 exons.